GUGUUGCCGGCAUAUUGGCGGGAUACUGCAAGCACUUAUGAGGUCCGAUUGUGGUUUAAACUGGGUCGAGGCACCGAAGAUAUCGGCGAAUGCUUAUAUAAAAUUCGUGAUGAUAGUGUUAGACCAAGACAUUUCCUUGGCGCAGACAAUGAGGAUGAAAUAGAAGCCAUACUCUCAGAUCGCGAGGGUCAUUCCUUACACGAAUUCAUCGAUGGGGAUGAGCCUCUCCGGCCUAUCAUUGAUUUUGACUUACCUGUAGAAACAUUAGAUGCUAUAACUCCCCAGCUUUCACGCAAACAGGCGAAAAAUUUAUUAUGUUGCGCUUUUAGAGAUACUU
This is a messenger RNA of Funneliformis geosporum, 337 nucleotides long. The record is from the annotation of a GenBank genome assembly. Lineage: Eukaryota; Fungi; Glomeromycota; Glomeromycetes; Glomerales; Glomeraceae.